AGCUAGUCUGACAGUCUCUCUCUCUCCCUCCUCUCUCUGUCUCCAUCUCUUCUCUUCCUCACUGGUCCCUUAAGCCUGCUGCAUCACAGGAGCUAUCCAGUGCUGAACAGGAUCGCUUUUAUUUUUUAUUUUUUUAUUUUUCCGGGGGAAGCUGGGGGAGCCAGAGAGUAUCACACAGCAUUGCCGGCAGCCUUGUUGUCCACUGGUUUCCAUUUUCUUUCUUAUCUUAUGUUUUUGGCUCUUGUCUUCAUAUUAACCACAAGGAUUAUCGUCAAGCCAGCUCUGCUUCUGUGCUUCCUCAGAGGGUCUUUUAUUUUCUCUCAUGCGUUUUUCUCAGCGCUGUGUUUUUAUUCAUUGAAACAUGCCCCGCUCAUUUUUGGUAAAGAAGAUCAAGCUUGAUGAUUUCUCUUCAUCCAAUGUGGCCACCUCCAAUCACCAUCACCACCUGGACGACUCGUUCACUUUUACACGCUCCAUCACAGACUCGGUGACCAGCCUUGGGGUUCGUCUCAGUGAGAAUGGAUACAUCCAGGAUUACAUCACGCCAUCUGUAUACCAGGGGGAGAAGAAGAUGGAGCACAAGCUAGCUUCACCAGUGUCAGACCCCCUGUACACCCAGGUGAGCAGCGGAGGGGAGUACUGUGACCCCGACCUGAAGCACCCCGACAGCCCCCAGUCUGGCAUGACCGCCAGCGGCUUCUACACUGGUGAAUCGGAGGCCCUGGCCGAGGGUUACACCAUGGAUGCCUUCUUCAUCUCUGACGGGCGCUCGAGGCGGAAGGGAGAUGGGGAGAGUCGUGGAGGAGGCUCCAGAAGCAGCAGUGCCAAUGCUGGGGCUCAGGAGAGGGGAGCCGGCACGCCUCGCCACACCUGCAACGAGUGCGGCAAGACAUACGCCACCUCCUCCAACCUCAGCAGACACAAGCAGACGCAUCGCAGCCUGGACAGCAAGAUGGCCCGCAAGUGUCCCACUUGUGCUAAAGUGUACGUGUCCAUGCCAGCGCUGGCCAUGCACAUCCUCACCCAUGACCUCAAGCACAAGUGCGAGGUGUGCAACAAAGCCUUCAGCCGGCCGUGGCUGCUUCAAGGUCACAUGCGCUCACACACGGGGGAGAAGCCCUUUGCCUGCGCCCACUGUGGCAAAGCCUUUGCUGACCGUUCAAACCUCCGCGCCCACAUGCAAACACACUCUGCCUUCAAGCACUACAGAUGCAAGCGCUGCAAUAAGACCUUCGCUCUCAAGUCCUACUUGAACAAGCACUAUGAGUCAGCUUGCUUCAAGGGCUCUGCAGACGAAGAUGACUCUGGAUCAGAAAACUAACCACGAGGAAGAAGCAAAAUAUUGAACCCCUGUUGUAGGUUCACAACCAAUAACCCUGUUCACUCUGCCCUCCAUGCCUUUUUUCUUCCCUUUUUUUAGAAAGCAAUAUUUUCACUGAGAUUACGUGAAGAAACUCUAAUGAUUAUGGCAAAGACAAUUUCAGAAGAUGCUGGAUUUUUUUCCCUGCACAGUAGCUAAUCGUCCACAGAAACAUACAAUCAAACAACCUUCCCCCAAAUAGAAACUGUAGAUGAUAGAUGUACACAAUUCAGCAACAUGCUUGCCACGGAUGUGGGAACAUGGAAACACACAAACACAAAGACAUACGUGCACACACACACAAACACAUUCAUGCACGCACGUACGUGCGCAUGCACACACACACACACACACACACACACACACACACACACACACACACACACACACACACACACACAAUAAUAUAUGAGGCCUGGCAUGUGAAUUUUUAUCAAUGACUAAUAUGAUAUUGAUAUCAAUAGUAAUAAUAUUUAGAAUCCUGAUAUUUUAUAGGAAAUAGUAAUGAAAAAAGAAAAAAAAACAUAAAAAAGGACUAACAGUGUUCUUUUGUUUUUUAGAGACAAAAUGACCUCUUGUAUUUUUAUGCUGCUUUUUAUUUGCUAAGAAUUGAAUUCUUUUGCAACUGCCAACAUGAACUUUUUAUGAAAAUGUGAACUAUGACAGUAUUUGCAAAAAAGGGAGAUCAUUUUAAAAGGUAAAAAAACACAAACCCCUUUUCCACACCAGUGUUUCAAUUCAACGGAUGUUAUUUUUCUAUUUGAUUUUUCUAAAUUUAUUUUUUUGUGCUGAUUAUCCCUUCUUAAAUCAAAUGCAUCUUUGUAACUGUGGGUAUUCACAAAAAAGCUCAUUUAAAUAAGCUAUAUAAGGUCAUAGGUCAUCCAAUUCAAUUCUGCAAGAGCAGUGAUUUUAAAAUGUUGGCCUGUUGAACAGGUUAUCACACACGCCGUCUGAUCAAAUUCAUAGUCUCACCCUGAUGUACAGACACUGAGAGCCAGACCAAAUGAUCUGUCGUUAUAAGUGCCAUGUGCGGUUGACUCGUCUAUAGCAAUGAAAACUCUCGUUGUUCUUCCUCCACCAUGGUGGCUUCCAUAAUCUCUAGUCUUUACGAGCAAUUUUCGCCCAGUGUUCGAGGUGCUCCCCCCUCCACCAGUGUUACCUCAGAGUGACGGUAUGGACUCACCCACCCUCAGUUACAAAGUGACAGUCAAAUUUUUCUGUUUGUCUGUUUUAUAUGUCGCUAAAAGCUCCGCCCACAGUUUAGAUGCAUACCAUCUAUUUAUCAUGUAAAUACUUUAUUUAUUUACCUAUUUAACUAUUUAUUUAUUUACCUAAUUUUGUGUAUUUAUUGAAGACUUGCUUAUUUAUCAUGUAUUUAUUUAUUGUUUAUAAUUUAAAAGAAAAAAAAAAAAGAACAUCCAUUGACCUUGUAAGAUGCUGCUGAUUUUCAAAGAAAAUGUUUAUAUGCAUGAAAACUGUAGAGAGUCCAUGGGACUUAGUUUUUUAAAGAGGAACAAUGUACAGUAGCAGUGCUAGUAGACUUCAAAUGAAUGAAUGCAGAACUAUUUUUUGUUUUUGUGGCAAUAACUUUAACUGACAUAGCAAUUGACAUGUAUAACAAUCACAGCUCAACGUAGGGCAAUAAAAUGAAAUAACAGAAAAACAUUAGGAUACUCUUUAUCUCACGGUUUCUCCAAAGUCUGCCUCCUCCUCCUUGUCAUGACUGAAGAUUUUUUGGGACUUUUUGUCUUCAAAUCUCAGGCAAUAAGUAAUUCUCAGAAAUGGCCGACAUAGACAUGGAUGUAGAUGUAAAAACAAAAAUGUAGGUGUAAUUAAGUUACACCAGGUCUGCAAAGGUGGAAAAGCAAUAAUAAUUGUGAGGAAUUAAAUAUGAGCAAUCCUUUAUCCAAAACUGUGCUAAUUCACCUGAAAGCAUUACUGUUAUUCAGAUCAACCUGGUGCGAAAAUAUCUUCUGACAGCUAGAGUAACAGAAUAGCUAGAAGGUUUACAAUAAAUCUAAUUUAAGACACUGACAUAAUAAAGCAAUUAAAUAUAGUUAAAUAAAGUUGCAACUGAUCCCAAAUGUGCCACUUCACUUUGAAAGAAAUCUCUGAGGCAGAAUAAGGCUGGCUGCACGUACAUCUUAACCAGCACUAAUCAAAAUGAUCUUGACAUGAACUGCCUUGGUGGAGAAAGUUUUCAAGACUGUUGCAAUAAAAUGACGCGCUGUAAUGCACUUCCAACUCCCACAUCAUUUGUCCCGCAUCCCUCCCCACCCCAACAGCCGUCCUCAUCCUGUCCCAACUGCCUCUAAACAGACGCAGCGAGGAUGAGAUGUGCUGAAGUGGGAUUGGCGGAGGGUGGCGGAGUGUGGGAGGAUAACAGGUGUUUGCAGACAGACUGCAGAUAGGGAGCGUAAUUGAGUCGGUGAGCGACCUCCAAGGGGAAGGUCAAGCACCAGCAGGCAAAUGCACUGUCAGCUAUUUGCAUAUUCCAAAUGGAUGGCACGAUCACAGUAAUGCUGAGCUCGCCCUUAAUAAAACAAAAACACAAUACUGAGGAGAAAAGAGCGUAACGAUGGGCUUCUGCUCUGUUUGUCCGUCCUCUCCUCCCAGUUUCACCAUCAUCCUGUCAAUGCUCGCCUAACUGCUACAGCUGAAUCACUGCAUGAGAGCAUCCAAACCACCUGUCUCCUGAUUAACUUGCAGAACACACAGUUUGGCACGUGGCUGUAUUAUCAAACUAAUGCAGAGAUCGUUGCUUCCAAAUUAUUCUUUUAUAUGUUUUACUAUUUUACUAUGACAUGUGAGGUAUCCCCAAAACCUUUAAUAAGGCAGAAAGCACUGAGAUAAUUAAAAACAUCGAUUGGAAAUAUAUUGUACCCGUAGGCUUCUAUCUAAAACUGUGAGUAUUACAGCUCAUCCUCAGAGAAAAUACUAAUUACAGAGCAGGAGGCACAAUUUGAUUCCAAACUACUGAUUUAGACGUAGGGAAACAUUGUUCCUCUUUGAUGAUUUUGUAAAUAUAUUUGUAAAUAUAUCACAGCAAUAAUAUGACAAUGCAUGUAGACAUUUAAUUGCUCUUUUUCUAUUCAUGCUGUCUUUUUUAUUUAAAAAAAAAAAGACAAAUACAGGUACCAAUUGCAGUCUGGGUGGCCACGUGAAUCAGGGAGUGUCUUGAUUAAAAAGCUAUCUGUUGUAAGUUACAAACAAAAACUUCAAAACUCUGUGUAUUCUCAAAGAUUUGAUCAUGUUCUGUUUUUCUUUGUAGGUUUUUUUUUUUUGUUGGUUUUUUGUUUGUUUUGUUUUGUUUUCUUCUAUUUAUGUGCCCGGCUUGGCUGCGCAAUGAAAAAGUGCCAAAAAGUAUGAUUUCCAUGACAAAAGCCUUCAACAUAUGGUUGGCUGCUUGAAACCUUCCAUAUGGUCCUCAAAGAAAAAAAAACUGAUUAAGAUUUUCCACUUUCAUUCUCAUUCUCUCUCUCUUUAUCUUCCUUCUCUCUCUCUCUCUCUCUCUCUCUCUCUCUCUCUCUCUCUCUCUCACACUGUUCCAGCUGAGUAUGAAGAAACUUAAGCCAUGAUUGCUGAGGGGUGUUUUGAUUUUAUCUUGUUCUGCUACAAUUAAUAAUGAUGACAACAAUAGCAAUGAUAACGUUAAUAAAAACAAUAGCACAAGGAA
Archocentrus centrarchus (flier cichlid) is the source of this 5036-nucleotide messenger RNA. It is a transcript of the gene scrt2, whose product is annotated as scratch family zinc finger 2. Lineage: Eukaryota; Metazoa; Chordata; Actinopteri; Cichliformes; Cichlidae. Gene Ontology annotation, molecular function: DNA-binding transcription factor activity, RNA polymerase II-specific; RNA polymerase II cis-regulatory region sequence-specific DNA binding. Gene Ontology annotation, biological process: regulation of DNA-templated transcription. The transcript is spliced from 2 exons. Bases 362 to 1321 code for a protein of 319 amino acids. The record is from RefSeq and is a predicted model, not a curated record.